Messenger RNA from Durio zibethinus, 1845 nucleotides. RefSeq names its product putative protein phosphatase 2C 63. NCBI's taxonomy places the organism in Eukaryota, Viridiplantae, Streptophyta, Magnoliopsida, Malvales, Malvaceae. Gene Ontology annotation, biological process: protein dephosphorylation. The record is from RefSeq and is a predicted model, not a curated record. Gene Ontology annotation, molecular function: protein serine/threonine phosphatase activity; cation binding.
CAGAAAAGCCUUCAAACGAACUUAGGCCGUUGCAAACGCGUAGGCUACAUUGUAAUACAGCAAGCAUCGGGUAUUCGUUAUCUUCCUCUUCACACGGCAUCUUCCCUCUCUCGUUGCCCCACUUUCCUCUUUCUCUCUCUCAAAUCGUCCAUUACCUAACCAAAAACCACGCCAACAAAAACAAAAAUAAAGAGGCAUCAAACCUCUGUCUUCCAACCUAAAAAACAUGUUAAAACUCUCUUCAUAGAAACCAAAACAAAAAGCAAAAGCCAAACAAGUCAUAAGGAAAAGACACGAUCAUUCAUAUAGCAGAGGAUCAAUAGGAAGGAUGAUGAUGUUACGGUCGCUUUCCAGGCCGCUUGAACGUUGCCUUGGGGUGAGGGCUAGUGGGGAUGGUCUGAUGUGGCACGCUGACCUUAAACCCCACGCUUCCGGUGAUUACUCCAUCGCUGUCGUGCAAGCGAACAGCAACCUUGAAGAUCAAAGCCAAGUCUUUACAUCCCCUUUUGCCACCUACGUUGGUGUCUAUGAUGGUCAUGGCGGCCCUGAAGCUUCCAGAUUUGUCAACAAACAUCUUUUCCCUUUUCUUCACAAAUUUGCUACAGAACAAGGGGGAUUAUCUGCAGAUGUGAUAAAGAAGGCAUUCAAUGCUACUGAAGAGGAGUUUUUACAUUUGGUGAAGCGAUCAUUGCCUCUGAGGCCUCAAAUUGCUUCAGUUGGAUCAUGCUGUCUAGUUGGUGCAAUUUCAAAUGAUGUGUUAUAUGUGGCAAAUCUUGGUGAUUCGAGAGCAGUCCUUGGCAAGAGAGUUUCAGAGGAUAAGAAAAAUAUGGUGGUGGCAGAGAGGCUGUCAACAGAUCAUAAUGUUGGAGUUGAGGAAGUCAGGAAGGAAGUUGAGGCACUUCAUCCAGACGAUUCUCGUAUAGUGGUGUACACCCAUGGAGUGUGGAGGAUUAAGGGCAUAAUCCAGGUGUCAAGAUCUGUUGGUGAUGUUUACUUGAAGAAACCUGAGUUUUAUAGAGAUCCAAUCUUUCAGCAAUUUGGAAACCCUGUACCCCUUAAAAGACCCGUUAUUACUGCAGAACCCUCCAUCCUCAUUAGAAAGCUUAAGCCACAGGACCUAUUCCUGAUCUUUGCAUCAGAUGGCCUAUGGGAGCAGUUGAGUGAUGAAGCUGCUGUCGACAUUGUUUUAAAAAAACCCAGAGUCGGUAUCGCCAAGAGAUUAGUAAGAGCUGCACUUCGAGAAGUUGCAAAGAAAAAAGAGAUGAGAUAUGCUGAUAUUAAGAAAAUCGAAAAGGGAAUAAGGCGCCAUUUUCAUGAUGAUAUCACAGUGAUUGUAAUUUAUCUUGAUCAACACCGAGGCUUCUUCAAUAAUAGAGUUGAGCAAAAUGGCAUGGGGUGCACCACGGCACCUGUUGACAUCUAUUCCUUCAAUGCUGAAGAAGCAGAUGAUGAUCUGCUUCAAACAAUUUCUUGAAUGCAGCAGAAUGAGUUACAGAGUGGCACGAUGACUUGUCAAGUAAGUUUAUUUAUGUAUAGAAACCAAAUGAUAGGUGGGAUUGGUUAUCAACAUUAGUGUUCAUUGGAGAAAAUAUAGAGCUUGGAUAGGUGUAUGCUAAUGGAAGCAGGUUGCUAUAGAUUUUCCAAGCGAAGUUCUACCACACUCGAUUAUCUUUUUAUCUGUUGAUUCUCGUCUUUGCCUUCUUGAAGUUGAUAUCAAUGCAUCCUAAAAUAGAUGAAGGCAACAUUUCUUCAUUCUUUUUCUAUAUUCAUAGCAGUGUGUACGAUAACACGAUGUCGAUCAGAUGAUUCACUAAAGCAAUAAAGAGUGUUGUUAUCUUUGUUAUA